Messenger RNA from Plasmodium gallinaceum, 924 nucleotides. Its product is annotated as tetratricopeptide repeat family protein, putative. NCBI's taxonomy places the organism in Eukaryota, Apicomplexa, Aconoidasida, Haemosporida, Plasmodiidae. Gene Ontology annotation, molecular function: protein binding. The transcript has a single exon. The record is from RefSeq and is a predicted model, not a curated record. The coding region runs from base 1 to 924 and encodes 307 amino acids.
AUGGAUUUAUGUAUGGAAGAUAUCUAUUUAAAAAAUUUUGAAAAUUUAGAUGAAAAAAAAGUUAAAUAUGACAAUGAAAAAAAAAAUAAUGAUGUUGAUAAGAUAGAAUAUAAUAUUGAUAAUGAAAACAACAAACACUCAAUAAAUUUAAAGAAAAGUACUAAUUUAAGUGUUGAAGAAAAUAAAAAAGAUGAAAUAUGUGAAAAAGGUACUAAAAAAGAUAAUACAAAGGAGGAAGACAAUGAGAAGAAAAGUAAAAUCUUAAAUGAUUCAAUGAAUUUAAAAUGUAGUGAUGAUGAAAAAGAAACUAAAGAUGAUGCAAAUGAAAAAUAUAACAAAGGGGAUUAUGAAGGAGCACUAAAAAUAUGGGAAAGGGGAUUAAGGACGAUAAAUUAUAUUUUAUCAAAAAAAGACGAAUUGAAAAAUGAAAGAUUACAAACUUUUCAAAAAUUACAUUCAACAUAUUGUAGUAAUAUUGCUCAAGGUUAUAUGAAGUUAAAUAAAUAUUCUGAAUGUGUUAAAUAUUCAUUAUUAGCACAAGAAAAUGAUAAAAAUAAUAUUAAGAUUUAUUUUAGAUUGGCUAAAGGAUAUUUUAUGUUAGGUGAGUAUGAUAAAUCAAUUAAAGUACUGAAUGAAGGAAUUAAGAUUAAUAAUGACAAUUCAUUAAUCAAUUUAUUAGUUAUAGUAAAAAAAAAGAAGCAAACACAUUUAGAAAAAGAAAAAUAUAUGAUGAAAUAUAUUUUUAAAAGUCUUAAAGAAAAUCCAUUAACUGAUGAUGAAAAAAAUAAAAAUUCUUUCUUAAAUUUCUUUUAUACCAUUUAUUCGUUACUAACAUUCUUAUUUACGUUUAUUUCUAUAUUUUAUAAAACUUUUCUUAAUUUAAUUUGUAGUACUAUUAAUAAAUGCAAAAUUAAGAAAGAAUGA